AUGGAGAUAUCUCAUGCACUACGCCGUGCUGGACUCCGUGGCACCUCCCUCGACAUCGAGCUGGAUCCGCAGACAAUGGAUUUCCUGAAGCCGGCAGGCUUUCUGAGCUACACGAGGAGCUUUGGUGAAUUCCUGGCUGGUGCCUUCCUGGAGCUCCGGUCGGAGCCCUUCUUUCCUGAGAACCACCGGCCGGGACUGGGAGCUCAUGCUCUGCGGAAAUCCGACUACGAGCUCUUCGUGCAGGCCAAUGUGGUCCAGAUGGUUGGUUUGGCUGGCUGA
Messenger RNA from Symbiodinium sp. CCMP2456, 279 nucleotides. Lineage: Eukaryota; Dinophyceae; Suessiales; Symbiodiniaceae. The record is from the annotation of a GenBank genome assembly.